Messenger RNA from Phyllopteryx taeniolatus (common seadragon), 1727 nucleotides. RefSeq names its product small glutamine rich tetratricopeptide repeat co-chaperone alpha (gene sgta). Gene Ontology annotation, cellular component: membrane; TRC complex. Gene Ontology annotation, molecular function: protein binding; molecular adaptor activity. The transcript is spliced from 12 exons. Lineage: Eukaryota; Metazoa; Chordata; Actinopteri; Syngnathiformes; Syngnathidae. The record is from RefSeq and is a predicted model, not a curated record. Bases 289 to 1257 code for a protein of 322 amino acids. Gene Ontology annotation, biological process: post-translational protein targeting to endoplasmic reticulum membrane.
AGCGAUAUUUCAAACACGAUCGAUUCGUGAUUGAUUAGCCGAGCAAACGUUUUCAAAUACUCCAAAGUAUACGGAAGUAAUGGAAACACCGCCUCAAAACGCUUUGGGAUUCACGAAGACGCCAAAGUGGUACUUUGUGACGUCAUAACAACGCGCCGGUAAGCUUUUGCUGGGUUCGCUUUUGCCGAGCGAGCGGAAGGAGCACCAACAACAAAGUCAACAUUUGUCUCACCGCGGCUGAAACACUCAGACAUUUGUAAUCACACAGCGGUGUCCACCUCCGCCGCCAUGACCGACCACAAGCGUCUCGCCUUCUCCAUCAUCCGCUUCCUCCACCAGCAGCUCCAGUCCGGGAAUCUGUCGUCGGGAGCGCAGGAGAGCCUGGAAGUGGCGGUCCAAUGUCUGGAGACGGCCUUCGAAGUGUCCACGGACGACCAGAGCCUCGCCGUACCGCUGACGUUACCCGAGAUCUUCGCUUCUGCCGCCGCCGACGACGACAAGUCGCAGGUGAACAACAACGCCACGAAGAACGGCGUCAGCGAGGAGGAGAGGGCCGAGGCCGAGAGACUCAAGACGGACGGUAACGAUCACAUGAAGGUGGAGAACUACGCCGCCGCCGUGGAGUUUUAUUCCAAAGCCAUCGGCAUCAACCCGCAGAACGCCGUCUACUACUGCAACAGGGCGGCGGCGCUGAGCAAGCUGGGUAAUUACGCGGGGGCGGUGCAGGACUGCGAGCAGGCCAUCGGCAUCGACCCCAACUACAGCAAAGCUUACGGCAGGAUGGGGCUGGCGUUGGCGAGUCUCAACAAGCACACGGAGGCGGUGACAUUCUACAAGAAAGCUCUGGAACUUGACCCGGACAACGACACCUACAAGGCCAACCUGAAGGUCGCCGAGGACAAGAUGGACGCCACCAGCCCCACGGCGGGAAUGGGCGGCGUGGACCUGGCUGGACUGCUCAGUAAUCCUGGUUUCAUGAACAUGGCCUCGUCACUGAUGACAAACCCUCAGGUCCAGCAAAUGAUGUCAGGAAUGAUGUCGGGAGCGUAUGGCGAGAUGGCUGGCACAGGCGCUGGUGGAGGAGCAGGAGGAGGCGGAGUCCCAGGAGCUGCGCAGGGCGGAGAUUUAUCAGGACUCAUCCAAGCAGGUCAGCAGUUUGCUCAGCAGAUGCAACAGCAAAAUCCAGAACUCAUCGAGCAGCUGAGGAGUCAAAUACGCAAUCGCACGCCGAGCGCCGGGAAUGAGGAGCAGCCGUGACGCCCUUGUCUGGCAGCACACAUUUGAGCGGAGGAGCCAGCCAGCGACUUUUUCUUUGACUUCGGGACGAUUGUUGUGGCUGGAAGGACCGGAAGGAAGUUUAAUUGGUCACCCAACAAUUCCUGCACGAGAGGAGCCUCCACGCCGCCGCCGGUCACGCCCCUUGAAGAACAACACCCCGGCCCCACCCGCACCUUUUUGCCGUCCUCCCAAAACGACGCCGCGGAUGCGCGCUGAGGCGAACGAUGGAGGCUCCGAUCUGUUUUGAACAAUUAAAAGAUUUUGUCUCUGCUGCUCGCUCAACAUGAAUUGCUAACAAGUUGUCAUCAAUGAAGACAAAGUUCAAUAGUUUCCAUGUAUUGAGCUGACUUGCUAUUUAAAAUAAAAAUAAGACUGACAUGUUUUCAUGAUGCAGUUGUGCUCAACAUUCACCUCUAGAAGAAGAAAUAAAUGGAAACGUACCAAACUUU